AUGAAUAGCCAUCUAGUCAAGGCCGACCUCAGUGGCGGUAUUGUGAAGAUCGAUGUGGGAGAAACAAAUACCCCCUUUGACGUCCAUAUGGAGCUAUUAUGUAAUUGCUCGCCCUAUUUCGAUAACCUGUUCCAACGCCGCUUCGACCAACCUCUUACGGAGCAAGUGAUUUCCUUUCCGGAUGACGAUCCCCAAAUUUUUGCUCAAGUCAUUCUGUGGAUGUAUCGUGGCAACGAUUCCAUUGAUUUGAUUGCGGGUGAGAAAUUGGACUUUCUCGUGCGACUUUGGAUUCUCGCGGGCAAUUUCGAAAUGAUAGACCUGCAGAAUCAGCUGAUGCUGGUCUGUAAAAAAAGGGUCGACGAAUCGCUACGAAUUCUUAGCGUGGACACAAUCAAUUACAUCUACUCUCACACCCUACCUCAAUCCCCAAUGCGUCUUUUAGCGGUGGAUAUAUGGGUGCAAAGGUCGACCACAAAGGGCUUUGGAAAAAGACAAGAAGAAGUUUCGCGGCCUUUCCUUGAAGAUCUCUGCCAUGGAUUUAUCAAAGAAAGAGAGAAAUUAGACUUGCCUCAAACGCUCCCCGAGCUAUCCGAUCACCGUUACUUCAUUGAUGAUUUACCACUUGAGGACAGGGGUGGCAAGGCUCUAGGGCUAACCAGGGCUGUGGAAAUUAAGCAAACUGCCACGAAAGCUGAGAUGGAGACUAGAAAAAUCAAAAUUCCCUGCUCUCGCACGAAAGCUAAAUCGGUGAUGUCAAUUCCAAAGUCAGACAAUACUGGAGUAAGUGUUGAUGGGCAGCGGGAUACGUCUGGAAACUCAGAUUAG
This is a messenger RNA of Penicillium robsamsonii, 825 nucleotides long. Its product is annotated as BTB/POZ domain-containing protein. Lineage: Eukaryota; Fungi; Ascomycota; Eurotiomycetes; Eurotiales; Aspergillaceae. Gene Ontology annotation, molecular function: protein binding. The transcript has 2 exons. The record is from RefSeq and is a predicted model, not a curated record. Bases 1 to 825 code for a protein of 274 amino acids.